Aspergillus saccharolyticus JOP 1030-1 is the source of this 834-nucleotide messenger RNA. RefSeq names its product sulfotransferase family protein. The annotation marks the transcript as partial. NCBI's taxonomy places the organism in Eukaryota, Fungi, Ascomycota, Eurotiomycetes, Eurotiales, Aspergillaceae. The transcript is spliced from 2 exons. The record is from RefSeq and is a predicted model, not a curated record.
GAUACGCUGGCCAGCAUGAUCUACAGCUUCCCCCCACCACCCCCCCGCACACGCACCAAACCGAUACGUCUCCUCUGCGUGGGCCUCCCGCGCUCCGGCACCGAAAGCCUCAGCCAAGCCCUAACCCAACUGGGCUACACCACCUUCCACGGCUGGGACAUCUUCUUCGACUCCGCCGCCCACAUCCAAGCGUGGGCGGCGCUCGCCCACCGCAAGUACGCCAGCCCGGACGAUUCCGCGGCGCCGAUCACCCGAGCCGACUUCGACGCGUUGUUGGCCGGCGACUGCGACGCGGUCCUCGACACCGCGCCCGCGCUGUUCGCGCCCGAGAUGAUCCAGGCGUAUCCGGAAGCGAAGGUCAUCUUGAACACGCGCCGGGACCUGGACGCGUGGCAGCGCAGCGCGUGGCGGGCGUUCGUGACGGAGGGGGCGGACAGCUGGACCUACUGGCUGCUGCAUUGGUUCAGCGCGGAGGUGUUUUGGCGGUGGCGGCUGUAUUAUGUGGUGAGCUGUCCGGGGUUGUUUCGGGGGAGGACGACGGGGGAAGGGCUGCGAAGGCAUGGGAAGAGGGUGUAUCGGGAGCAUGGGUGGAUGGUGAAGGGAUUGGUGUCGCCAGAGAGGUUGUUGGAAUGGACUGUCGAGGAUGGGUGGGCGGGAUUGUGUGAGUUCUUGGACAAGGAGAUCCCCGACCAACCGUUCCCUCAUACGAACACUGGGAAUGGGUUUCGAAAGCGUGUGCAGCAGAUACUGCGUCCGGAGAAGAAGAAGGUCUUGGUGACCAUGGUCUUGAGCGUCAUCUCAGCGGGCGUGCUGGGGUCCGCUCUUGUGCUUGGG